Podarcis lilfordi (Lilford's wall lizard) is the source of this 9930-nucleotide messenger RNA. NCBI's taxonomy places the organism in Eukaryota, Metazoa, Chordata, Lepidosauria, Squamata, Lacertidae. The record is from the annotation of a GenBank genome assembly.
AUGUGCUGUAAGCCACUCAGAGUGUCUGGGGAAACCGAGCCAGAUGGGAGGGGUAGUAGUAAUAGUAGUAAUAAUAAUAAUAAUAAUAAUAAUAAUAAUAAUCUGUUGCGGUUGCAUCAAACCCUUCAAUGUAACCCAGGGCUCAACAAGUCCAUUUAUAAAGGCAUCUGCAUAUGUUCCAGAAAAUAUUUAACAUCUACACACCAUUCAAAGUGUCCUGAAGCCAUCCUGGUUUCUGCUGUGAUCCCAGAACCACUGGCAGAGGAGCGGGGUGAGCGCAGAGCCCCCAGCACCAUCGGGGAGGGGGGUACCAUCGCGGCCACCCCUGGACACACGCCACCCCCCACUGCGCCAUGCGCUACGCCCCCGGGACAUGUGCCAUGCCCCCACGGGCGACGCACCACGCUCCUCUGGGAUGUGCGCCAGCCAUGCCACCACCUGUUAUCCACCCCAGGUGCCAGACCAUGCAGCUUCGCCACUGCCCAGAACAUCCCUAUUUCCCCUGGCAGCUUGGGCAGCUCCUAGCGGUUGCUGGAGAGCAGGGGAGGGGGAGGAGAGGCUGCUGUUGCCCAGUCCUGCAUGACAUACUGGCUCUGAGCAGCAGGCAGAGGGAAGGGCCACCCUGGGUGGGACUAAAGGGAGAAAGAGCGGAGUACAAGGAAUAUUAACUUUUUUAAAAAAGCUUUGUGCAUCUGUGUCUAAUCAUGCCCCUUUCUAAAAUUUUGUUAUUGGUGAGUGUUUGUCUUGUUGUAAAUCUACCAAUCAAAUCAAAUCAGAAUUAAGAGGUUUUCUCAGGAUGGUGGAGGGUGUCUGUGCUGGGUCCUGUUGGUGUGGUGCCCACCCUUCUUCUGAUAGGAAAUGCUCUAAAGGGAGAGGAACAAAAAAUUGGCAUUGAGGAGGGCCAGUUGGGAGAAAGAAAUGUCCCUAUUUUCAUCAUCUGAGGAUUAGUGGAGGGCCUGCAUCUAAACAUCUGCAUCAAAAUAUAAACAGCCUGAAAGUUUCCUUUUUUUUUUUUUAAAUAAUUUUUUUAUUAAGAUUUUAAACAAAGAAAGAAGAAAAACAACACAGACAAAAAAAACAAUACAAAAUUUAACAAUAAAAAGACAAAACAUAACAAUUAAAAACAAACUCUCUUUUCUGUUCCCAAUUUUAUAUUACUUAUUUUCUAGACUUCCUCAUACCUCCCUCUUUUGUAUUCCAAUCUACAUUAUUUGUCCAGCAGUUUCUUUUCCACUUUUUUUGAACCCAAUCUUUAAUUUAAUAAAAUAUUAAAAUAUAUAACUUCAGCUUUUUUAAACAUAAUCCUUAUUCUUAAUGUCAUGUACCUUUAAAUUUUUCCCUUUUAUUAUCAAAUUUCCAUUUCUUUAAACAUCCUUAAUCUUGAUCUUUAAUCUUAAUCUAUCCUUAACUUUAACCUGUAUAACUGGAAACCAUUUAUUUUCAAUCCAACAUCACUCUAACAUUCCUUAAUUUUGCAGUGUUUCUGAAGAUAGUCUUUGAAUUUCUUCCAAUCUUCCUCCAUCAACUCUUCUCCCUGGUCACGGAUUCUGCCAGUCAUUUCCGCCAAUUCCAUAUAGUCCAUAAGUUUCAUCUGCCAUUCCUCCAGCGUGGGAAGUUCUUGUGUCUUCCAAUACUUUGCGAUGAGUAUUCUUGCUGCUGUUGUUGCAUACAUAAAGGAAGUUCUAUCCUUUUGUAACGCCAUAUGGCCCACUAUGCCCAGGAGAAAGGCCUCUGGUUUCUUAGGGAAGGUAUACUUAAAUACAUUUUUAAUUCAUUAUAUAUCAUUUCCCAGAAAGCCUUAAUCUUUGGGCACGUCCACCAAAGGUGAAAAAAUGUACCUUCCAUUUCUUUACAUUUCCAACAUUUGUUAUCGGGCAAAUGGUAGAUUUUCGCAAGCUUGACUGGGGUUAUGUACCACCUAUAUAUCAUUUUCAUAAUAUUCUCUCUUAAGGCAUUACAUGCCGUAAAUUUCAUACCAGUGGUCCAUAACUGUUCCCAGUCAGCAAACAUAAUGUUAUAUCCUACGUCCUGUGCCCAUUUAAUCAUAGCCGAUUUUACCGUUUCAUCUUGAGUAUUCCAUUUCAGCAGCAAGUUAUACAUUCUUGACAGAUUCUUAGUAUUGGGUUCUAACAAUUCUGUUUCUAAUUUUGAUUUUUCCACCUGGAAGCCAAUUUUCCUGUCUAAUUUAAAUGCCUCCAUUAUUUGAUAAUAAUGAAGCCAGUCUCGCACUUUGUUUUUUAGUUUUUCAAAACUCUGCAAUUUCAGUCUAUCUCCGUCUUGUUCCAAAAUUUCCCAAUAUUUCGGCCAUUUGACCUCCAUAUUGACCCUUUUCAAGGCUUUCGCUUCCAUUGGUGACAGCCACCUUGGGGUUUUAUUUUCUAGCAAAUCCUUAUAUCUUAUCCAAACAUUAAAUAACGCUUUCCUGACAAUGUGGUUUUUAAAUGCUUUGUGAGCUUUGACCUUAUCAUACCAUAAAUAUGCAUGCCAUCCAAAUACAUUAUUGAAACCUUCCAAAUCCAAAAUGUCAGUGUUUUCAAGAAGUAGCCAUUCUUUCAACCAGCAAAAAGCUGCUGAUUCAUAAUAAAGUUUAAGGUCUGGCAGGGCAAAUCCACCUCUUUCCUUUGCAUCUGUUAGUAUUUUAAAUUUUAUUCUAGGUUUCUUGCCCUGCCAGACAAAUUUAGAGAUAUCUUUCUGCCACCUCUUGAAACAGUCCAUUUUGUCCACAAUCUGCAAAGUUUGAAACAAAAACAACAUUCUAGGCAAUACAUUCAUUUUUAUCGCAGCAAUACGGCCUAGCAGUGAAAGCUUCAAGUUUGACCAAAUUUCUAAAUCUUUUUCACUUCUGACCAACAUUUUUCAUAAUUAUCUUUAAAUAAGUUCCCAUUUUUGCUGUCAUGUUAAUCCCCAGGUAUUUAACUUUCUUAACCACUGUUAACCCUGUCUCAUUCUGAAACCUCUCUCUUUCAAACGGUGUUAAAUUUUUCUCUAAAACCUUGGUUUUUGAUUUGUUCAAUUUAAAUCCUGCCACUUGACCAAAUUCUUGAAUCAGUUCUAACACCCUUUUUGUACUAGAUUCUGGCUCCUGUAACGUCAAUACUAGGUCAUCUGCAAAUGCUCUCAAUUUAUAUUGUUUGGUUCCCACCUGUAUACCUUUGACCAUCUGGUCCCUUCUAAUCAUAUUCAGCAACACCUCCAGGACCGAGAUAAAAAGAAGAGGGGAAAUUGGGCAACCUUGUCGUGUCCCUUUUUCAAUUUUAAGUUCUUCCGUCACAACGUUAUUUACAAUUAGUUUAGCCUUUUGUUCUGAAUAAAUUGCACUUAUACCAUUCUCAAAACUUUGGCCUACCCCCAUACCCUGAAGAUUCUUCUUCAUAAAAUUCCAGGAAAUAUUGUCAAAGGCUUUCUCCGCGUCUACAAAUAUCCGCGUCUACAAAAAGGCUGCAAAGAACAUCCAAAGCAAUUUUUUUUUAAAAAAAAAUCCUUCCAGUAGCACCUUAAAGACCAACUAAGUUUGUUACUGGUAUGAACUUUUGUGUGCAUGCACACUUCUUCAGAUACACACUUUAAUACACUUCCAUGUUACAAAUGAUUUCUAUUUACCAAUCAAAGGAUCACAGCAACCUGAAUAGUCGCAACCUAGUGUCGCCACCGCGAAUCAAUCAAAAUCACCUAGUUCAAAUCAGCCCCCAUCUCAGUGUCCUUCCCCAUUUAGACUUUGACUAAUUUUCCUAUUCAUUAAAUGUCUCUCAAUAUCCUUUUUCAUCUGUCUACAAAACAAUUCAAUAUUAAUCACAACUGCCAUGCCUAGCUGAUUCUCUUUUCAUGCAUACAAUGGCCAUCAUAGAGUCUAACAGUUUAUUCUUUUCAGUGUUCUGGAACGAACAUUCACUGUGUACAGUACCUAAAAGCAACUAGUUCUGUGCUGUAAAAAAACAGGUCCAGGCCUCUUCAUUUUAGCUAGGCCAUAGACUCAAAAGAAAAUGAAACCAUCAAAUAUACAGUUCUCUGAAAUUAUUAUUUUCUCCAUCAUUGGACUAGAUGACCCUUGUGGUCCCUUCCAACUCUACAAUUCUAUGCUUCUAUGAUUCUGCCGUCUCCCAUCUUCAAUCACAGAAAAGGCAGGAACAAAGUGUCAUCCUACUCAACACUCAGUUGAUAUCUGGUUGUGGUAAUGAUGGCCACCUUCAUAUAUCUCAAGGGCUCUCCCAUUGUUGUAAAUAAAAAUAUGCCCUUUUCCCUUAUGGGGUAUUCAAGAGCCCAUAUAGAGUCCUUACAUAGGUUCCCUAUUGGUAGGAGAAAAUAACAGAGGCCAACCAGAGAAUAUUGAGAAGCAAAGCAGCUAGUAAGCUGGAUCUUUAUUGAUCUGUUGCAACAGGGUGCUCCCCUCACUCGCAGGAAAGGAGGACCCACAAAAAUGCUGUGCAAGGGCUUAUAAAGACUUUUGAAAUUUCCAUCCUCUAGAUCAAGACCACCCCCAGAAACAUUAUGCAUACAUCACAGAAGGGGUGUAACCUAAGACCACCCCUCAGAAACAUCCCAGAAAAGGCGGUCUAAAACAGAACAUUUGCAUGUUGUUUUUCUCCUGUCACAGUUUAUCUCCUGUCUGGCAAGUUACUUGAUUGGAUUGCCUGGGGAGCCUGGCCAUUCUUUUGUAGUGGUAAAAUACUUAUUUCCUGGGCCAGGUCACAGGCUCACACCUUAUUCAUAUCUUACAUGUGUCCUUAAGACAGGAUUUGUGAGGAAAGAGACAAUGGGGAGACUUUUCCAGUUUGACCUUGCAGAGAAAACAUUUGGUCAGUUUAGGAAUCAAAAUGGUUCCAGGUUGGUCUUCCUGUGGUGAUCUAUGUAUGUGCGGUUAUGAACAUUACCAUAUAUCUAAGACCAUAAAAUUCCUAUCACACCAUGGAAGACGGGGCAAGAUUGCUUUCUCCUGCUCUGGAGGGGAGGACCCAAAGCAAUUAAUUACUUCAAGUGAGAGGAAAAGAGAUUGCAAGUAAACACCAGGAAAGCUGUUUGAUGGGAAGAAGGUGAUGGGAUCUCCUUCCUUGGAGGUUCUUAAGCAGAGUUUGGAUGGCCCUCUAUCCUGGAUGCUUUAGCCGAGAUUCCUGAAUUGGGGGUUGGACUAGAUGACCCUCAGACCCUGUCCAAUCCUCCAGUCCUAUGAUUCGAGGAUGGAGUUUCCUGCGUCUCGCAGAGCCUCUUCCCCUGCAUGCUGCUCUGCCUGUUUCUGUUUCCAAGGAAGGAGCAGCACAGCACGUCAGCCAAGAGGAUCCCCCAAAAUAAAACAUCUCUGGAUGUACGCAACACAUAUGGCUCCUCCUGGGUUCCUGCUUGAGAGAGAGAGAGAGAGAGAGAGAGAGAGAAGGCACAGAGGGAGAGAAAAGCAAUUCUUUAUAUGCUUAGCUUUGAAAGGGUUAAAAGGAACUGAACUGGAUUCCUAGACAGGACAGGAAAUAAGGGCGGGGGCAGAUCCUCCAGAGCCAAAGCCUUCUCACGUCCCUUCCUGCAAAGGGGGGGGGGGCUGCGGAGCGGGCAGCUGUUGUCUCUCUGCUCUGCACUUUCUGGGAUCUGGUCAGUCUCUUCUCUCUUCUGCUAUAGGGUGCAUGGGGGGGGGGAAGAUGGGGGUCCAGGGAAGGAUGAAGGUGAGUGUUCAGCUCCCGCAACCCCACCCAGAACACAAAAAUUGGACCCGCAAAGGAACUGACAACCAAUGCAACUGUUCUCAAGGGUAGUUGUGGGGAUUCAGUGAGGUGGGGUAGAUCCAUGGAUGCCACUUUGAGCACCUUGGAGAAAAAGUGGUGAGAUAGAACUGCCAUUAAUAAAGAGAGGAAACCCAGCCCAUAAUAGGGCUUCUGCAUUUUGGACCAGCCUUCUAGGAGGGCAAGAGGCUUACUUCACCCUCUUCCCUUUUUUUCUUAAAGAAAGCUCGGAGUGUGGGCUGUGGUGCUGUCCAGCUCUGGUUCCUAGCAAGACUCAUCCAGGGAAACUCUAUUUUCUCCUGACACUGUGUCCAUUUUAUAAUACACAGGGCUUUUUGUGUGGCCAGAACUCACUAGAACUCCAUUCUGGCACCUCUCAGGUGGGUGCCAUUGUCAUUCUAAGAGAAGGGGGGAGGUGUUCACAGUGAGUUCCAGCACCUCUUUUUCUAGAAAAAUAGCACUAAUAACAGAACAAUGUGUUUGCUUUGUAGCAUUUGCCAUCACCUCUAAUUUGGACAGACAGAUCAUGGCAGAAGAAAAAUGGAAUUCCUUUCGAUCUCCAGAAGGCUUCCUGAAAGCACAGACGGAUGAGCAAUACUUAGCAGGCCCUGAAGCAGGAAGAGGCCAUGCCAUGGAAACUCAGAGCAGUGGGGGAUUCUGGAAAAACUCCAUGCAGAAGAUUCUGAGUGAGGAGGACACCCUUCGCUCAGAGGUGCACAGCCAGCAGUUCAGGCAGUUCUGCUACCAAGAGGCCAAAGGACCUCGAGAAGUUUGCAGCCGACUCUACCACCUCUGUUGUCAGUGGCUGAAGCCAGAAAGGCACACAAAGGCUGAGAUGCUGGACCUGGUGAUCCUGGAGCAGUUACUGGCUGUCCUUCCAUCAGAGAUAGAAAGCUGGGUGAGGGAAUGCAGAGCAGAGACCAGUUCCCAGGCAGUGGCCCUGGCCGAAGGUUUCCUCCUGAGUCGGGCAGAGGAGAGGAAGCAGGCGGAGAAGCAGGUGAGAGAAACUUUCCUCUGGAUACCCCAAAGGGCUGUGAACAGGAGGGAGAGUAUCCCAAAAUGCUCUAGUAACUAUGCACCCCUUUUUGGAAACCAUCCAAGGAAGUAUAUCAGAUAACCUUACAUUUUAACGCUGCGAUUCCUUUUCUUAUCCUUCUCUCCAUUCUCUGUUUUGAAUCCUUUUUGCUGUUUUAGGGAAGGAUUAUCUUUGCAGAAAGUGGCCUGGAUUCCUCUGAGGCAGAGAGGACUUUGUUGGACAUCAGAGAGAGGCCGCUGGGUAAGGAGGAAGGAGUUCAUUCUCCGUUUGAUCACAUUCUAUCGAUUCUGAAACUAUCUGUGGGUUCUUUGAAUCUUUUGGGGAAAGCACUUGGGGCCACCUAAUAUGAAAUGGGUACAAACAUCAAAACGCACUCAGCCGGGGAGAAGCAUCAUGCACUCCUGGCUUCCCACUUCCCUUUGUCUCUCACAGGUAAAAGAAGGAUGCUGACAAGAUCAUCUUUUCAUGGUGGCGGAAGGGAAGCAGUGGCUGUGGAAACAGAUCAGGUAGGGGGAAGGAGCCUUGUGGGGAAAGAGGCUCAGGAGUGGGGCAGCCAGGGUGGUUCUGCCCCUGAAUGAAUCUCUCUUAUCCUCUUGCCUUCUGUCAAAGCUUCCCUUAACAAAGGCUGAAUAUACCACUAGAGAAUGUUUAUGUGCUGAGAAAAACAAACAGCUACUUCGUCCUAACUCUCCUUCUGAAUGUCACUAGCAUUAUUUAUCAGUCGUUGCAGUCUUCUUUCCAUGUUUAUCAGUGAAUGCUAAAAUAGGCUUCUAAGAAAAUAACGUACCAUAAAAAACAGUGGUCUGGAUUCAUCAGUUGCUCCAUGGCAUUUCCCCCUGUCUCUUACCCCUUCCCCUGCCCACUGUUCCCCUUGAACUUGGCUUUAGGGCAUCUGCAGGGUCCCCUCCAAAUAUACACAAUAAAAUACACAAUAAAAUAAUUCCAUUAAGACAUUAAAAGAUGCAUCCACACUUAAAUUGUGCAGCAACAAAAUCCAAUUAAAACAACAGAACAAUGUGUAGCAACUAGUCUUUGUGCUGUCUGAGAGGAGGACAUUCUUUUUCUUUCAGGGUUCACUGUACUUUGAAGAUGUCGCUGUUCAUUUCACAGACGAGGAGUGGGCAUUGCUAGACCCUGACCAGAGAGCUCUGCAUCAGGAAGUCAUGGAGGAGAAUAAUGGGCUCAUGGCCUCUCUUGGUAAGGCUCCCUGUUAGAUCAUAAUAUCUGUUCUGAAAUUCAAUCCAUAUCUCUAUGUGACAAACCUUCCAUGUUUUGAUAGAGCUCAACGUUGCGACCUACAACAUCUGAGAUUCUGACAUCCCCACAGCAAACCUUGAAUGGAGGGGUUUUGACUGUUUUGUCUGUGAAUAUUCUUCCUCCAGUUAUGCCUUUUUAACUGUAGGCUGCGCUGCCCGAACUGACCAGGCCUUUUAAAAUGUAGGCUUCACAAUAGUUAGGGAAGAAGAAGAAGAAGAAGAAGAGUAGUUUGGAUUUGAUAUCCCGCUUUAUCACUACCCGAAGGAGUCUCAAAGCGGCCAACAUUCUCCUUUCCCUUCCUCCCCCACAACAAACACUCUGUGAGGUGAGUGGGGCUGAGAGACUUCAGAGAAGUGUGACUAGCCAAGGUCACCCAGCAACUGCAUGUGGAGUAGCGGAGACGCGAACCCGGUUCCCCAGAUUACGAAUCUACCGCUCUUUAACCACUAUACCACACUGGCUCUCAUUUCACUGGAAGUUGAAAUGGUUUCUGUCAGGUUUUUUGUUUUCGCUUCUGCUUCUGUCCAUUUUUGAUUGAAGCAAAAUGUAAUUGAAAUGCAGAGAAUUGGUUAAGGCAUUGAUUUUACAGUGGUACCUCAGGUUAAGUACUUAAUUCGUUCCGGAGGUCCGUUCUUAACCUGUAUUUUGGAGCUCCAUUUCUUCCUUAGGCUCUAAUCCAUUUCUGUCUUUGUUAUAGGUGGUGAUGAAUUGGAAAAGAAGAACAAGGGAGAUCAUGACAACAUCCACACAGUGGAGAAACCACAUAAAUAUUUGGAGUGUGGAGAGAGCUUCAAUCAGAGCAGCCAUCUCACUUCUUAUCAAAGAAUUCAUACAAGGAAGAAACCUUAUCAGUGCUUGGAAUGUAGGAAGAGCUUCAGUAAGAAGGAAAGUCUCACUUCCCAUAACAGAAUUCAUAUGGGGGAGAAACCACACCAGUGUGUGGAAUGUGGAAAGAGUUUCAGUCGGAAUGCCCAUCUCAUUUCUCAUCAAAGAAUUCAUACAGGGGAGAAACCUUAUCAGUGCUUGGAAUGUAGGAAGAGCUUCAGUAAGAAGGAAAGUCUCACUUCCCAUAAAAGAAUUCAUAUGGGGGAGAAACCACACCAGUGUGUGGAAUGUGGAAAGAGUUUCAGUCGGAAUGCCCAUCUCAUUUCUCACCAAAGAAUUCAUACAGGGGAGAAACCUUAUCAGUGUGUGGAAUGUGGAAAGCGCUUCACCCAGAAGGAAAGCCUCAAUUCCCAUCAAAGAAUUCAUACAGGGAAGAAACCACAUCAGUGCUUUGAAUGUGGGAAGAGCUUUUAUACAAGCACAAACUUUCAUCGACAUCAGAGAAUCCACACUGGAGAGAAACCCAAUCAGUGCUUGGAAUGUGGAAAGAGCUUCAGUCAGAGGUCCCAUCUCACUGCCCAUCAAAGAAUUCAUACAGGGGAGAAACCUUUUCAAUGCCAAGAGUGUGGAAAGAGCUUCAGUAAGAGGGCCCAUCUCACUGCCCAUCAAAGAAUUCAUACAGGAGAGAAACCUUUUCAAUGCCAAGAGUGUGGCAAGAGCUUCCGUCGGAAGGAAAGUCUCACUUCACAUGAAAGAAUUCACAGAGGUGAGGAACAAUAUAAAUGUCUGGAAUGUGGGAAGAGCUUUAAUACAAGCACAAACUUUCGUCGACAUCAGAGAAUUCACAGUGGGGAGAAACCUUUUAAAUGCCAAGCGUGUGGAAAGAGCUUCAGUCAGAAGGAAAGUCUCACUUCCCAUCAAAGAAUUCAUACAGGGGAGAAACCAUAUAAGUGUGUGGAAUGUGGAAAGAGCUUCAGUCACAGCUCCACUCUCACUUCCCAUCAAAGAAAUCAUAUAGGAGAGAAAUAUCAGGGUGUGAGGGUGGGUGUCAGGAGCAGGUCAUCAAUAACUCACACGGUGUCAGUGAAGUUAACUCUCUAUUCAAAGAAAUAA